This is a messenger RNA of Colletotrichum lupini, 1431 nucleotides long. RefSeq lists its product as uncharacterized. Bases 1 to 1431 code for a protein of 476 amino acids. NCBI's taxonomy places the organism in Eukaryota, Fungi, Ascomycota, Sordariomycetes, Glomerellales, Glomerellaceae. The transcript is spliced from 11 exons. The record is from RefSeq and is a predicted model, not a curated record.
AUGAGCUGCUGUGAUUGGCCCGGAGAGUUUGACCCGCUCCUGUCCACGCCGUCCCACCUUCCACCUAGAGCGCAGUGCUUUCCUGACUCCUACAGCAGUAUUACGUUUGAAAUUUCCGAAGGGUGCCGGGAAAACCUGAAGUCGGACACAGGCCAUCAAUCUGUAGGACUUCUGGUCAAUGACAGGACCUCAUCCGCCUCACUUGCUCGCUUCUGCCCUGAUCAAUCAAGAGAGAAGGAAAAGGACGAUGAGAACAUCUACCUUAUCGAAAACCCCCAAUAUGCAGUGCUAGAUUUGAGGUAUUUCGGCGGCGGCGAGCGGUCUGGCCGUUAUGGCAGAGGAUUGGAAUCCACUACGGUGAGCUCUGGUAGACAGAAUCAAGUAUCGGAACGUCUCGACCCAUCUCCUCAGCAGCCAGCAGCCUGGAAGUACCUAGUCAAGCGGUAUGAGCUCCAGCUUGCGCGAAAGACACGAGGUCUUGAUGUCGAACUGCUCUCUUUCAACGGCCAGCUAUACGGUAGUCUAACGGCUUGUCUAAGCGUCCAUUUUAGGAGGAAGGGCGUAGAAGGUGCUUCCUCGUCCGCUACGACAAUUUCUCUCAGCAGCUCUAGUCUCUUUCGCAGGUUACCAAUCACCUACUGCCCAGCGUUUGCCGCCGAGGACUUUUGGUGGCCAUCCCACAAGCUUUGGCGAAAAUCGGACAUGGCUCACGAUUCGUUCAAGACCACCUUCCCACUUUCCAUCUUGAAAUUUACGCAGGGUGGAGGCUUCGCGGCAUACCAUGGCCUUGGGAAACCUUAUGUGGCCGGGGCGCCUCUUGGCCAACAGGCCAGCCUUAGGUUGCGUGAGAACCUUGAUACCGAACUAGCACGAUACCUCCCAGAAAAGCACGAUAGGACGCUCAGACCGAAGGCACUCUUCCAUUUACAACCUUCAUCACUCAUUGGCUGCUCUUCUAUAAACAAAGCAUCCAUCUUCAUCCGGCAUCACUUAUCAGUCAAGCUUCGCGAUCCACACAAGCUUGUUGGCACACUCAGGAGACGCAACGAACAUCACAAGAGACUCCACUUCACAACACAUCAACCAACCACCAAAAUGAAGCCAACGACGACAAUCUUCGCCGUCCUCUCCAGCGUCUCCCUUGCAGUUGCAGGAGAACUUGGAGGACCCAAGGACGAAGAAACGCUCUCAAGGGGGCCACUUCCAAUUCACCAGCUCCCCGAAUGCUGGCAGGGUUGUCUCCAAAGCGAGAAUCACCUGUACCCCCCCAACAUCAACAAAGUCAGCGUCUACGACUUUUGUAUGGACAAGAUGUUCCACAUGCGCUUCUGGUCCCACCAUGCCCUCGCUUCAUGCACGUAUGGCGCUUGUAGCAAAGCUGAGGCCUGGGUAGCGCAAGACUGGUACUUGGAUAUCUGCCAUAUGAACUAG